CGACCAAACCCGCACAAUUUACUACUUUGGGCCUCGUCCCUCCCCUCACCACCAAUCUAUUCUUCCUUCCUUCCUUCCUUCCAAAUCUCUCUCUCCCCCUUUCCGCGUGCUUUCUUUCUCCCCCAUCCAUUCCCCUCCCCUCCUCUGUCGUCCCCGAUGAACCUGUGGACGGACGACAACGCGUCCAUGAUGGAGGCCUUCAUGGCCUCCGCCGCCGACCUGCCGACCUUCCCCUGGGGCGCCGCCGCCGCCACCCCGCCCCCGCCCGCCGCCGUCAUGCCGCAGCAGCCGGCCUUCAACCAGGACACGCUGCAGCAGCGCCUGCAGGCCAUCAUCGAGGGCUCCAGGGAGACCUGGACCUACGCCAUCUUCUGGCAGUCCUCCACCGACGCCGGCGCCGGCGCCUCCCUCCUCGGAUGGGGCGACGGCUACUACAAGGGCUGCGACGACGCCGACAAGCGCGCCAGGCAGCAGCCCACCCCGGCCUCCGCCGCCGAGCAGGAGCACCGCAAGCGCGUCCUCAGGGAGCUCAACUCCCUCAUCGCGGGCGGCGGCGCCGCGGCGCCGGACGAGGCCGUGGAGGAGGAGGUCACGGACACCGAGUGGUUCUUCCUCGUCUCCAUGACGCAGUCCUUCCCCAACGGGAUGGGCUUGCCGGGCCAGGCGCUCUACACCCGCCAGCCCACCUGGAUCGCCUCGGGGCUCGCCAGCGCGCCCUGCGAGAGGGCCAGGCAGGCCUACACCUUCGGCCUGCGCACCAUGGUCUGCAUACCCGUCGGCACCGGCGUGCUCGAGCUCGGCGCCACCGAGGUCAUCUUCCAGACGGCCGAUAGCUUGGGGAGGAUCCGCUCGCUGUUCAACCUCAACGGCGGUGGAGGAGGAGGGGGCGCUGGAUCCUCCUGGCCGCCCGUCGCGCCGCACCAGCAGCACGGAGGGGACCAGGCGGAGACGGAUCCGUCCGUGCUCUGGCUCACCGACGCGCCCGUCGGGGACAUGAAGGAGUCGCCUUCCGUCGAGAUCUCCGUCUCCAAGCCGCCCCCGCCGCCUCAGAUCCAUCACUUCGAGAACGGGAGCACCAGCACGCUCACGGAGAACGCCGGCCCGUCCCUGCACGCGCACCAGCAGCCGGCAACGCUGGCACCCGCCGCGCCGCCGCGGCAGAAUCAGCACCCGCACCAGCUCCAGCUCCAGCACCAGCAAAGCCAGCAGCAACAGCAGCAGCAGCAGGGACCGUUCCGCCGGGAGCUCAACUUCUCUGAUUUCGCCACCAACGCCUCCGUCACGGUGACCCCGCCUUUCUUCAAGCCCGAGUCCGGCGAGAUCCUCAACUUCGGCGCGGACAGCACCAGCAGGAGGAACCCGUCGCCCGCGCCACCCGCCGCGGCGGCCAGCCUCACCACCGCGCCUGGGAGCCUCUUCUCACAGCACACGGCGACCGUGACUGCCCCUACCAACGAAGCCAAGAACAACCCGAAGCGGUCCAUGGAGGCCACCUCCCGCGCCAGCAACACCAACCACCACCCGUCCGCGACGGCCAACGAGGGCAUGCUGUCCUUCUCGUCCGCGCCGACGACGCGGCCCUCCACGGGCACGGGCGCCCCGGCCAAGUCAGAGUCGGACCACUCGGACCUGGAGGCGUCCGUCCGCGAGGUGGAGAGCAGCCGCGUGGUGCCGCCACCAGAGGAGAAGAGGCCACGCAAGCGUGGGCGCAAGCCGGCAAACGGGCGCGAGGAGCCCCUGAACCAUGUGGAGGCGGAGCGGCAGCGGCGAGAGAAGCUGAACCAGCGGUUCUAUGCGCUCCGUGCCGUGGUGCCAAAUGUGUCCAAGAUGGACAAGGCGUCGCUGCUGGGCGACGCCAUCUCUUACAUCAACGAGCUCCGUGGCAAGAUGACGGCGCUGGAGUCGGACAAGGAUACUCUCCAUUCCCAGAUUGAGGCGCUCAAGAAGGAGCGCGAUGCUAGGCCAGUGGCGCCAUUGUCGGGGGUGCACGACAGUGGGCCGCGAUGCCACGCGGUGGAGAUCGAGGCGAAGAUCCUCGGGCUUGAGGCGAUGAUCCGUGUGCAGUGCCACAAGCGUAACCACCCGGCGGCGAAGCUGAUGACGGCGCUGCGGGAGCUGGACCUGGACGUGUACCACGCCAGCGUCUCGGUGGUGAAAGACAUUAUGAUCCAGCAGGUGGCCGUCAAGAUGCCCAACCGCGUCUACUCUCAGGACCAGCUCAACGCGGCGCUCUACAGCCGCCUCGCCGAGCCCGGCGCCCCAGUGCCAAUCCGGUAAUCGAAAUCCAUAUACCACCUGAUAGUGAGGGAACUGUGAUCUUGCUCACCUUGGUGCACCAUCAUCGUCGCCAUCAGUUAUCAGCGGCGUCGUUAUAGCCAGAGAUCCAGACCGAGGAAGGUGAUCAUGUUGUUGUAAAAUCUCUCUUAGAAGAAAGGAUGCAUGGAUGGGUGGUGAUACUUUAGCAGCAGCUGGAGCUUGUUGCUGUUCAUCAUCAUCAUCUUGUUGUAUUUUUGCUAGUAGUUUGUUAGCAGAAUUGAGCGCCUGAUUCGUCGUCGUUAAUUAUACUCCAUAGUACCUCCUCAUGACUUUGUGAUCGAUGAUGGAUCGGCGUAGUGUCAAUCAAAACUGUAUAUAUGACGACAUGGAUUGUAUCAUAUCACCAUCGUUCCUCUGGUGGUGUACCCCUCCCCUCCUGAUGUAUGUAUUGUUUCUUGUCUUUGCAGCAGGAUGACAUGAUAUGGCUUGAAAAAUGAAAUUGAUCCUCUGUUCUUUUUAA
Messenger RNA from Brachypodium distachyon (stiff brome), 2776 nucleotides. RefSeq names its product transcription factor MYC2. The coding region runs from base 157 to 2277 and encodes 706 amino acids. Gene Ontology annotation, molecular function: protein dimerization activity; transcription cis-regulatory region binding; DNA-binding transcription factor activity. Gene Ontology annotation, biological process: regulation of DNA-templated transcription. Lineage: Eukaryota; Viridiplantae; Streptophyta; Magnoliopsida; Poales; Poaceae. The record is from RefSeq and is a predicted model, not a curated record. Gene Ontology annotation, cellular component: nucleus. The transcript has a single exon.